AUGCUCCCAUCCCUACUUUGGCCCCAAUUGAUCUUGCUUGCUGUAAGAACUCUGCGAUUUAGGAAGUCCAUAAUUGACGAAAAUAGCUAUGCGCAGCAUAACCAAGGCGCUACCGUUGAGCUCCCCUGGGCGAUCGAGACCAAUCAGUCGGUAGCAGUCAACUGGUACUGCACUACAGAUCUGGCAGUGCCAAGACAGAAUCGGCUACCAUUGACAUUACCAUUGACCGGACAUGGCGCUUCUCCUCAGCUGCUACCCUCGUUGGCCACAAGGGAGCACAAAUAUCAGCUUCUCGACGGUCCACAAUCUGGUGGUGGAGGCAACCUUCGUCUGACGGGCCUAGACACGGAUGAUUCUGGCUAUUACAUUGCCGAGCCAGUCGAACCGCGGCGCGACAAUAAGCAUGUCUCGGUCUGGUACAAGAUAAACGUGCUAUCCCCUGUUGGAAUUGUUGUCACCCCGAAGUUCGCAAUUGUUAACAACGGGAGCCAAAUCGAAUUAGAAUGCCGGGGUAGCGGGAAUCCGUCGCCGCGGUUGCAUUGGCUUAGAAACGCUCAACCAGUGUCCAAGCGAUAUCUGCCCGAGGCGCACCAGACAAAUCCACUUUCAUCAUCGAGACCAUUUUUCAGCGGCCGAUCGUUGACUGAAUGGACAGUUUAUUUUACUCCAUUAGCUUCAGAAAGUUAUGCAAAGAUGGGCUUUUUUGAUUAUUACCCUAACUUAUUCAUCCUGGUUUGCUUCGCGCUCGUCAAUUUUUGCCUCAACCUUACCCUCAACAGCAGACGGACUGGCCAAAAUGUCAACCUGAACCAAAUGCGCUUGCGCAUUGAGUCCUUUAGCCUGGACGACGUUGGCGUCUACCAAUGCGUGGCAGAGAAUAGCUAUAACGACCUAUCUCCAGGCCCUCCGGGCACCGGCCCUACCUCUUCUGCCCCCCCAUCUUCGUCCACCGGACCUGCCUCUCGUCUUCGUCGAGACUUGACCACCAGGAUGCGUUCGCGUCGGGCCAUCAGUUUGUUUCAUGGAUUCGGCGCCGCUCUUGAGCCGCUUAGCGGACACAGCCUCAUGGACAACGCCCAGGAUUCGGCUCUCCUCGUCAUGGGCAGUAGGUUUCCACUUUACCAUCUUGCCGUUUUCCUCUGGCUUCCACUAUCUACCUUGUGGUUGCGUCCUUUCGCUAUAAUCGGAUAUUUUUCUUGCUGCUUUCCUGUGCUUCAUGCAAAAAUAGGCCAUAAAAACUCUUAG
Molecule: messenger RNA, 1245 nt
Organism: Protopolystoma xenopodis
Lineage: Eukaryota; Metazoa; Platyhelminthes; Monogenea; Polystomatidea; Polystomatidae
Source: the annotation of a GenBank genome assembly